CAAAACAGUUAUUGGAACAUUGCACCAUUGCACACACCUCACAAGUUCGCUCUAAAAAAAUUAUUGACAUAAACGUUUAUUAAUUUCAUGUUAUAUAAAACCAUAAUUGAGUGUUUUUAGUUAAUUAUUGUAUUGAAAGGUCUUAUAAUUGUUGUAAUUUAUAAUUUUAGAAAAAAAAAUAUGGGGACAUUUUAUCUAUUCUUGUUUAUGGUGAUAGCAUACACAUGCUCCACCGUAAACGGAAAUGUAUAUUUCCAUGCUACAAAACCAACUAAUGAAUGGUGGUCGAACACAAUAACAUAUCAAGUGUAUCCAAGAUCAUUUAAAGACAGUAACAAUGAUGGUAUUGGUGAUUUAAAAGGCAUUAUCCAGAAACUAGAUCAUUUCGUUGAUCUUGGUAUUGAGACAUUAUGGAUUGGCCCAUUUUUCAAAUCACCUAUGGAUGAUAUGGGAUAUGAUGUUGAAAACUUUUAUGAGAUAGAUCCUAUCUUUGGAACGUUGGCUGAUUUUGAUGAACUAGUUUUAGAAAUGAAGAAACGAAAUCUUAAAUUAGUAACAGACUUUAUACCUAACCAUUCGAGUUAUAAAUGCGAGUGGUUCAAGAAAUCAAUUAAAAGAGAAGACAAAUACGCGGAUUAUUACAUUUGGCGUAACGCAUCAAACCAAGAUGACAUUUUAAAAAAUUCGACAAUAGAACCAACACCUCCAAAUAAUUGGUUGAGUGUAUUUGGUGGUUCGGGCUGGACAUGGAAUGAUGAACGACAACAAUUUUAUUACCAUCAAUUUAAUUCAAAACAACCAGACUUUAAGAUUAGAAACCCAGAAAUUCACAAGGAAAUUUUCGCUAUAAUUAAAUUUUGGAUGGAUAGAGGCAUUGUUGGAUUCCGAUUUGACGCUCUUAGACAUUUAUAUGAAAGUGAUUCAUUCCUUGAUGAACCUUGUCUAACGACCGAAGCCGAAUGUAAAGUAAACCAUGAUAGCUUAAAUCAUACAUACACAGUAGACCAACCUGAAAACAUUGAAAUCAUAAGGGAAUGGAGAGAAUUCGUCGAUAAUUAUACAAAAAAUAACGACAGGCCAAUUUCUAGUUUCAUAGCCACCGAAUCCUACUCACCGAUAAAGGUAUUAAUGCAAUACUACGGCAAUUCAACGAAAGCCGGGGCUCAUUUACCAUUUAACUUUGGAUUAUUAACCGUUGAUAAACGUAAUAUAAUUGAAUCCAUAGACACAAAUAUAAAAAAAUGGCUAGAUAAUAUGCCUGAAAACCAGGUGGCUAAUUGGGUGGUGGAAAAUCAUGACAACCCUAGAAUGCCAACCAAAUUUAGUCCUGAAAUGGUACCACUCUUUACAGCUUUGAAAUUAUCUCUGCCUGGUAUAGAAGUUACAUACUACGGUAGCGAAAUUGGCAUGGAUAAUACUUAUGUGAGACCAGACCAAUCACAAGAUCCUAAUAAUGCCGGAGGUAAUAGGUUGGAAGAAUCCAGAGAUAAUGAAAGGUGCCCAAUGCAAUGGGAUAGCUCAAUAAACGCAGGAUUUACUGAAGCGAAAAAACCUUGGUUGCCUAUAAAUCCAAAUUAUUAUAAAGUAAACGUCGAAUCACAGAAAAAAAUACCAACUAGCAACUAUAAUUUUUACAAAAAAAUGUCUCUACUUCGAAAAACCGAUACAUUAAAAAAUGGUGAUCUUCAAACUUAUAAUAUUACAAAAUCGAUAUAUAUUUUAAAGAGAUCAUUAUUGGAACGCGAAUCGUACGUUGUCGUAAUGAAUUUUGGAAGUGAAACUGAAACCGUCAUAUUGUCCAAUUACGUGAAGAACCUCAAUGAAGAACUUUUCGUAUACUUGGGAAGUGAAAACUCUGAAUAUAUUACCGGAAAUAUUGUAUCAACUGUAUCUUCAACACUGUAUCCACUAACACUGCGACCACAAUCUGUAAUCGUAUUAACAGAUAAACAUAUUGAACUUGAAAAGAUUGAUACUCAAAAUGCUGGCACACGAAUCAGUUCCACAUUAAUUAGUUUACUCGGGGCUUUUUUACUCUUAAGAAAUUUCUUCUGAAUUUAUCUUUUAUAAUUGUACAAUAAUUAAAUUUAAAUGUUAUCAAUAACUUUGUUGUAUAUAUUAAUUGUUAUCAUGUAUUUUUUAAUAAAAUCCUAAUUUAUAAACCUAUAAUAUAAUAUAUUUAUAAGCAUUUUAAAAAUUACUUGAAAGUUUAUUAAAAACUGUGAUACCUACCUAUUGGAGUUAGUUGCUUUCUAUGGUUGGCCUUUUUGAACUUUAAAGUCUUUAGAAAUACCUGAAAUCGUAAUUAAUUUGUAACUCAAAAUUACUUUGAUAAAAUUAAAAAUAUUAAAAAUA
Acyrthosiphon pisum (pea aphid) is the source of this 2355-nucleotide messenger RNA. RefSeq names its product maltase 2. Lineage: Eukaryota; Metazoa; Arthropoda; Insecta; Hemiptera; Aphididae. The record is from RefSeq and is a predicted model, not a curated record. The coding region runs from base 181 to 2055 and encodes 624 amino acids. The transcript has 11 exons. Gene Ontology annotation, biological process: carbohydrate metabolic process.